Messenger RNA from Paralichthys olivaceus (Japanese flounder), 6242 nucleotides. It is a transcript of the gene phf2, whose product is annotated as PHD finger protein 2. The record is from RefSeq and is a predicted model, not a curated record. Gene Ontology annotation, molecular function: transcription coregulator activity; histone demethylase activity. Lineage: Eukaryota; Metazoa; Chordata; Actinopteri; Pleuronectiformes; Paralichthyidae. Gene Ontology annotation, biological process: regulation of transcription by RNA polymerase II; protein demethylation.
UGCUGGAUGGCGGCCGCUGCCUUCGAAUGAAAGCGCUAAUGCUGAUUGAUCCCCGGACGUUCAUUCAUCUGAUUUGAGCUCUGCCGAUUAACCUGCUCCCUGACGUAACUUUCUUACGCUCCUUAUUUAUUUAUUUUCUCUUUUCGCAGCGACAUCGACGCUCCGCUCCGGCCGCUGACAUGACGGCGGCGCGCAGUCACCAGGGGGCACGCACACAGUAAUAACAACAAUAAUAGUGAUAAUAAUAAUGAUGCGUUUCAGGAAAGCUUCGCCACGACGGGGCUCCAUCGUUCCCUCCGCUCCGCACGAACGCGAACACGGCCGCGGCGCGAUGGAGAUGUGCGUGUAGCCGCAUGUGUCCGGCGGGACUGCCCCUGGCUUUUUUUUCUGGGGAAGAUCAUACUGGAUCAUAUUGUUUGCAGGACGCGGUUCCUCCCGCAGCCCCCCAAGUCUAUCCCGACGUAGCUGUGAAUUGAACAUGGCGACUGUACCAGUGUAUUGCAUCUGCAGAUUGCCUUACGACGUGACCCAGUUUAUGAUCGAGUGCGACGCCUGCAAGGACUGGUUCCACGGCAGCUGUGUUGGAGUGGAUGAAGAUGACGCUCCAGAUAUUGACAUAUAUCACUGUCCAAACUGCGAGAAGACCCAUGGUAAAUCCACAUUGAAAAAGAAAAAGAACUGGAGCAAACAUGACACGGGGCAAAGCACAGAUAUCAAGGCCGUUCAGAACGGAAGUCAGGUUUUCAUCAAGGAGCUUCGCAGUCGGACAUUUCCCAGUGCGGAGGAUGUGGUGGUGAAACUGAGCGGCAGUCAGCUCAACAUGGAUUACCUGGAGGAGAACGGCUUCAAUGAACCAAUCCUGGUUCAGAAGAAGGACGGGCUGGGCAUGUCCAUGCCCGCUCCCACCUUCUACAUCAGUGAUGUGGAGAACUAUGUUGGUCCCGACGUUGGCGUGGAUGUCGUUGACGUCACCAAACAGACGGACAGCAAGAUGAAGCUCAAAGAGUUUGUCGACUAUUACUAUAGCACAAACAGAAAGAAAGUGUUAAACGUCAUCAACUUGGAGUUCUCGGACACAAGGAUGAACAGUAUAGUGGAGAGUCCACAGAUUGUGCGGCGGUUGUCUUGGGUAGAAAACUACUGGCCUGACGAUGCUCUGCUUGGGAAGCCAAAGGUCACCAAAUACUGUCUGAUCUGUGUCAAAGACAGCUACACAGACUUCCACAUCGAGUGUGGUGGAGCCUCAGUCUGGUACCACAUCCUCAAGGGGGAGAAGAUCUUCUUCCUCAUCAAGCCCAUGUCUGCCAACCUGUCUCUGUACGAGCGCUGGAGAUCAUCGUCCAAUCACAGCGAAAUGUUCUUCGCUGACCAAGUGGACAAGUGUUACAAAUGCACUCUGAAGCAAGGCCAGACUCUGUUCAUCCCGUCAGGUUGGAUCAAUGCAAUACUGACCCCAGUCGACUGCCUGGCGUUCUCUGGACACUUUGUCCACAACCUGAGUGUGGAGAUGCAAAUGAGAGCGUAUGAAAUUGAGAAGCGGCUCAAGGUCAAAACCCUCACCCCCUUCUCCAACUUUGAGACGGCGUGCUGGUAUGUGGGACGACAUCUCCUGGAGCGAUUCAAAGGUUUACAUAAAGCAAAUAAACAACCAGCUCCAUAUCUGAUACACGGUGCCAAAAUCAUCAAUGGAGCUUUCAGAGCUUGGACAAAGAAACAGGCGCUCUUAGAACAUGAAGACGAGCUUCCAGAGAACAUGAAACCAUCGCAGCUCAUAAAGGAUCUUGCCAAAGAGAUCAGACUGUCAGAGAAUGCAACAAAAGCCAUUAAGAGUGAGCCCAGCAUUAAGGUGCCAGUGGAGGAGCCACCAUCCACUCACUCUGAGCCUGAGGAGCCUGUGUCGCCAGCACAAGUCCCCUCACCCAGCAGAGAGAAGGCUAGAAAGAAGGCUAUCAAACCUCCCAAGCCUCCCAAACCCCCAAAGAUACCCAAGGCCCCGAAACCUCCGAAGGUGCCGAAGGUCAAGGAAGGAGGAAAGAAGAAAGCGAAGAAGGCAAAAGAGCCGUCGCCGCCUCCUAAACCCUCCAGCUUUGCAGCUCUCGAGUCCCAUGCAAAGGACAUAUUGAGUAAAAUGGACCAGCCGAAAAAGAUGAAGGCUGUUAAAAAUGUCCUGAGUAUGUCAGAGAAGGAAAUAUCGAAGCAGAACAACGUGGAGAAGUUUGAAAUCAGAGAGCAGAAUAAAAACAAGACUGAAGCAAAAUGGAAGUAUAAGAACAGUAAACCUGACUCCCUGCUGAAAAUGGAAGAGGAGUGCAAAUUCGACAGAACACCACUUUCAAGCAAUAAAGACAAAUUCAGCUUUACUGUGUCUCACAAGAAAAUGCUUGGCUCCAAGACGCUGAAACCUCAGACCAACUCAAGUGUUUUUGGUUCAUUACAAAACCUAAAAGAGGACAAAAGCAAGCCAGUGAGAGACGAGUAUGAGUACGUCUCAGAUGAGGGCGAGCUGAAGAUUGACGAAUUCCCCAUCAGACGGAAAAAGAACACCGUUAAGAGAGAUCUUUCCUUUCUGUCAGAUAUCAGAGAGCCCAUUCAGUCAGCCAAAAAACCAAAGUUCCAACCCUUGGUGACUAAGAGCGUCGACUCUUCGGAUGAGGAGACUCUGCACAUAGACACAGAGACCAAGUCCGAGGUCAAAAGUCGCAACUCUAAGGUCAAGAAAAAGGCCGGCAGUGCCGCAGGGAUUCUUGACCUGCUGCAGGCGAGCAAGCAAGUGGGAGGGAUUGACUACAGCACCAACAGUCAGCCACCUGCAUCUCCCAGCACACAGGAGGCCAUUCAGGGCAUGCUGUCCAUGGCCAACCUGUCGUCUUCAGACAGCUUGCAGCAGCCGUGGAGCAACAGCCAGUCCAAAAACAAUAGCCAGUCGAAGAGCAACUCACACAGCGCGCAGGCUGGCAAGAAGGCCGGCGGGGGGGCCGGCGCCGGCGGAGGCAGCGGCAAGCGGCCCACCAAACGGCUCCCGAAGAAACCCAGGAAAAGCAGCAGCAUUGAGAGUCUGGAUUACGAUGACGACCAGGAUCACAUGGACGCGUGUUUCAAGGACUCAGAUUAUGUUUACCCCUCUUUGGAGUCUGAAGAGGAUAACCCUGUUUUCAAAUCGAGAUCGAAAAAACGGAAAAGCAGUGAUGACACUCCAUACAGCCCGACAGCCCGUGUAGGACCCUCAGUUCCCAGACAAGAGCGGCCGGCAAGAGAAGGAGCGCGAGUGGCGUCCAUAGAGACGGGGCUGGCCGCAGCCGCAGCAAAGCUUUCUCAUCAGGAGGAGCAACAAAAAACCAAGAAGAAGAAGAAAAGCACCAAAAAGAAGGCAAUAGUAAUUGAGGAGCCCCCAAAAAUCUCUCAGGACAGUAGCUCGCCGGAGCACAAUCUGGACUCCCAAGAUGGCAGCCUGACAGACCACGAGUUCAACACUGGAACGGUCAAGUCGCCGGGGGGGCCGCAGCCCAUGGCUCCCGGGGUCUUCCUCAGUCAGAGGCGACCGUCCAUGUCUUCUCCCAACAACAGCACCAACUCCACGAGCACCAACAGCAGCAGCACGGCGAAGGGGGAUCGUGUGGGGUCAGCAGAUGCCAAAGCGAAGCGGCUAAAGAAAGGCAUGGCAACAGCCAAACAAAGACUUGGAAAGAUUUUAAAGAUCCAUCGAAAUGGAAAGCUCCUCCUGUAGUAUGCAGCGGACUGUUGUAGGACUGGGAACUCAUGAGCUGGGUCCCAUCCCAACCUCACUCCCUGUUCACUGAUUAAAGCCAACAAUGGAAAAAACAAUAACUGCAACAAGAUGGGAGAAGAAGAAAAUCAUGCAUUUUUCAAUUUCUAAGAAGAACAUCACUCAAAUAGGUUUUUGCCUCUACUUAUACUUUAUAACUUUCAGAUAUUAAAGUGUACAGAACCUACUAUAAAUAUUUUUUAAGAGAACAUGUCAUUUUACUACAGCUGUUAGUUUAUCAGGGGUUGCUAAAACAUGAAGUAGAAGUACAUUGCAGUCAUUCCAAGAUUUCUGAAAGUAUCCCUUGCAUGUAUUCAGUUGCAUGUGUGCUUUGGCCAGGGUCUGGGGAUUUUACUUACGUUAAUUCCUUCUGUAUGGAUGCAGCUUAUCAUUGCAACACCGAUGAUGGAUGGAUCGGCCUCUCCCAGGAGCUGAGAUUCUCCGUGUGUUGCUGUCGAGCACGGUUUUGAUUGGAGUCAACUCGAGCAUUUAUCCCUUUAUGUUAACACUGACGUUUGCAGAGCACUAUCAGCCCUGAUAUUUAUUUAUUCGUGUCGUAGAUAGGAAAUGAGAGUUCACGGAAUAACUGUAAAGCACAAAGUGAAUCACGAGUAGCGCUGUGCACCAGGAGGCGGAGGCGGUGUCCGGAGGUUUCCUGCAGUUACACAUAGGAAAGCGUACGACUAAAUGGCCAUGGAGGUCUGCUGAGGAUUUGUGUGUUUGGACACGAGAAGCAUAGGACUGCUCACACUACGCGGGACCUGUAGCUAAUGAUAAGCCUCAUCCAUGUCAGGUCUGCAGUUGCAUGGGGAUACUUUCUCUCUUCUUUUGCUUUCGCAGGCAGCACCAACAACUUAGGCUCCUCUCUGCAUUUUUACGGCUUCACACAGUACAGUAUAUAGAAUGUAGCUUGUACAUAGCCUUUUAAAUUACUACUUUUUGUAUCUUUUCUCCUUAAGGCUUAAUCCUACAUUUUUACCGGUUUUGCUAAUUCUGAAUAAAUGAAUACAAAUAUAUAUAUAUGGAUAUACAUUAUAGUCCUAAUAUUUGAACCUUUAUUUUGUUUUUUGCUUUUUCUUUCAAUAGCAGAGAUUCAUUUGUAACUUUGUUUCCCCCCCUUAGAUUGAAAGGUGUUGCCUGGAAAACAACUGAAGAAAUAAUACAUUUUAUUGUCAUAUGGCCUUACAUACACAAAGCUAAUUGUAUUGUUAUUCUGUUUGAACAAGACACGAAGCUUUGAGGAAAAACGAUAUAAAAAGGAAAAAAAAAAUACUUAAAGUUUCUAUGACCAGCCUCUUGUUCGAGUUCUAGUAUCCUGAAGGGUUUCGGAAUUAUUUUACUAGCACCUUGUGAAGUGUUUAUGUGUCAGUGAUGUAAUUUAUUAAUGUUUGUAGCUUUUUUAUACUUGUACAAUUCUUAAGAGUUAUUGUUUUGAAUAUUUCAUCAACUUGUGAAAUUUCCCUCUGCAGAAAAUUUUAGUUUUUCUUUUUUCCUUUUUGUUUUGGAUGUGUGCGUGUGCGUGUGUGUGUGUGUGUGUGUUUGGGGGCAUCGCAGACAUUUGACACACCAGAAUCUUCAUUAGCAAACUUUUUUUCAAUCCCCAUCCCGUCUUCACUCAGUGUCGAUGUUAUCAUGACGCCAUGGUAAACAUUUCCAAUGUGACAUGUUAUUAUUGUUAAUAUUAUAGGUCCGAGCAGAUGCGUCCUCGCCUCCGUCACGCCGUUUCAUUUUGGUCAGGACAUCUUUAAACAUUAAUGUGCUGCACUCUAUAGCAGCAGUGUUUUAGUCACAGAUGUAAACCACGCGUCCACUCCUCACACAUGAGAUGCGCUCCGAUCAAACUCUGCCAGUGGGACAUAUUUUCAGGUUUUUAUUUGUACAAUAUGUGUGUUGCGUUGUUGUGGUUUAUUUUUGUAUGUCCGACCUAUUAAAUGCAUCCACUGUGCCAGGACAGUGAAUGAUACCUGUUGUAGCUGUCUUCCCUUACUGUUAUUUACAGUACUAGUAAGUAUUUACAAUCCUUUUUGACCUGAAUCUAUAUUUUUCUGUAUUUAGACAAUUCUGUUUGAGAUCAUGGCUCACUUUUUUAAGACAUAGAGAAAUGGCAAACUCCGAGGAGCAAACAUAUUGUUGUUAAAUGAUAUGAUUGUCCGCCUUGUUUACUUUUGCAAUACAGUUACUGUGGAAAACCUCCUUUGUAAUGUGUUCCUCUCCCACUUGCAAUGUGACGGCUUCUGUGGUGUCGACUAAAAAUGUUUUUCCCGCUUCACAUUGUCAUAUUUCAAGUUGCAUCAUACCCUGCACCAGUACGCACACUGAUCACACACUGAUCUGGCUCCUUGCUCUUUUUCAGGCGAAGCUUCAGCCUCUGGUCUCGGUUUUGGGAUCUUGUCUCUCAAAGCUGUAGCAGCUACUUUAGCCAAGUCAUUAAUUAAAACCAAGCCAAAGUCAACACCAUUAAAAUUGUAUUAACGUGAAA